CGUGAAUUCCCGAAAAAUUAGAACGAACGAACGAACGUAGCGUCCAAACGGUCCAGACCGAUAACUCCGAUAUCUAAAAUAAGAAACGCGGACCUUCAAAAUAGGUGUUAAACGUCCAAUUCGAAUAUCGCGGCCGUACAUCGCAACAACCUCACUCGUUUGCAGCUUUAGUUUAAGCGCAUCCGUCCCGUAUACUUGAUUUUUCGUAAUGAAGUGUUUUUUACACCGUGUUCACGUUAAAACAGCAGCCAUUAAAUAGAAAAUCUAGGAUUUAUACAGGAAGUGGAAUUUUAGAACAAAUAAUAAAGACUGAGCACUAAAAAUGGAACAAUUUGAGCAACUUCUUACCUGCGCCAUCUGCCUGGAUCGCUACAGAAAUCCCAAGCUACUACCAUGCCAACAUAGUUUUUGUAUGGAACCCUGUUUGGAAGGUCUAGUCGACUACGUAAGACGUCAGGUGAAAUGUCCAGAAUGUCGCGCAGAACACAGAAUCCCCUAUCAAGGAGUUCAAGGUUUUCCCACCAACGUCACCCUGCAACGAUUUCUCGAACUCCACAUAGAAAUUACAGGAGAGCUGCCGGAUCCUACCAGCGGUCAAGUGAUGGAACGGUGCAAUGUCUGCUCCGAGAAAUCUUACUGUAGUUUUUGUCACCACUGCGACAAGAAAAUCUGUGACGAAUGUAAGGGAGCCCACAUGGAGAUACUACGCAGAGAAAUCAGUAGGAUCAAUAAUCAAAUUCGAAGGGGACUUCAUAGGUUACAAGACAGUCUCAACCUAGUCGAGAAGAAUGUACAGAAUAUUCAAACAAACUGCCUUUCCGUUGGAGAAGAAGUAGAAGAAAUAUAUAGAAGGCUCAACAAGGCUUUGAAAGAUCGUACCGAAUAUUUGCGAAAAGAGAUCGAUCGCUACCUAGGUACCGAAAUGCGGACCUUAACCGGUUUGAAAGAUAACUUAGAACAAGAAAUCUCGAAUAUUCUAAGCAAUUGUGAUCUAGCUGACAAACAUAUGAACGAAAGUGUAGAUAUUUGGGAUGACUGUGAACUAAUGGACGCUAAAGAAAUUUUCCUAAAAACGAUAGAAUUUAUUCGAAAUUUUGAAUAUGAGAAUACUGAUUACACGAGAAAAAUUAGAUUAGUACUAGGGCACGAUCCCAAUCAACUUGUUCUACACGUUGCCGGAUAUGGCGAUUUAAACAUUGCCAGCAGUAGCAGUCCUUUUUCACAAGGUACAAGUACUGGCCUGCUACAACCUCCUGGUCCUGGAUUGAUGAGAUCAAAAAGUGACCACAGACUAGCUUUCCGAAAUCAGGAUCAAGGUUACGAAAGAGGUUACGGCGAUCAGGACCAAGAUAAUGUCCUGAGUGGACGCAAAUUUGGCGAACGCACACAAAAGCCAGAAAAAACUGACAGAUACGGUUCCAGUUAUGGCCGUAGUGGUGCUGAUUACGGUGAUGAUUAUGAUCACGAUCGAUCAGCCAGAUCGAAGUACAGCAGUCGGUUUAGGCGUAGAAAUACUAUGGCCGACGAUGACUCAGAUACCGAAUCAAGGGGAGUACGAUUCCACGAACAACAACACAAAAAUGAAAGAGAACGACCACUAGACACAGAAGAUGUCACCAAAGGCCCCCUCAGUGGAAUCACUAGGUUAGCAGAUUCUCCCCGCGUAAUGAAAAAAUUGCAGGAAAAUCCUACAGGAAAAAAGGAAAAAAAGGAACCUGUCACACCACAACCUCCUAAACAACCGCAAGUCGUUACAAAGAGACCUCCACCGCCCGCCACGCGACAAGUGAGCGAGGAAGAUGAAAUAUCGAAAAUUAAAAAGCAAAACAAGGGGGCCACAACGUCCACAGAAACAGCCCCAGAGACAAGGCCUGCAGAGCGAACAACCACCGAGGAGAGGCUCCCAACUCAGAGGAAACUUAACGCCCCCGAGGCACCGUCCAGUACUGAAGAGUCAGAUGGUACCGCGACCGCGUUUCAACAACAACAACAAAGAAAACAAGCGCAAACAAAACCUGCCCCACCAGCAACGCGCAGGUCUUCUGAUGCAUCGCACAAGAAAACCGCUCGUUCAGCUAGUAGUGACUCGAGCUCUUCAGCUGAAUCGUCCUCUUCGGGAGCAGUACGAAGCACCGGUGCACCUUUUACUACCGAAGAAGUAAAACAGAAAUAUCUGGCUAGAAGUGAAGUGCCAGCCGAAACCCGUAGUAGAACUUCAUCCGCAAGUGCCAAAGAACAACCAAAACCUUUUCAAAGUAGAUUUUUGAACAAGACUUCGACACCGCAGCCUACACCAAAAGACGAAGACGAAGAAAGCGAAACAUCCACCGAAGAAGAAACAGAAACGGAAGAGGAGUCAGACGAACCUUCCAGUAAGAAAACCGAAGAGAAAAUGAUCAAGUCCGACAUCGGGGCUUUGCUCGCUCGCAGCGCUAAUGCUAGGGAUCACGGCCGAAAAGACGGAUCUCCUUUAAAUAGAUCAAAGUACUCGACUCCGGAGGAAAGCGCAAACAGGUAUGGAGGUAGAAGGCGAACGACCACAACCGAUGAGGAACCUCCCCGCUACGGUUACACCAGCAGAUUUUUAAAUAAAAGUAAAAGUUCCGCAGCAAUUCCGCCGGACGAUGAAGAUUACACACCAAAAUAUAGCACCCCGGCUGCUAAUGAUGAAGACAGCAAAUAUCCAAGCAAUAGAUCUCGGUACAUGGCCUUAAAGGAACGCAGACAAAGAUUGGCACGCAGCCGCAGCAGUCAGCAAUUUGGAGAUGAGGAUGACGCAGAAGAUAACGUUGCUACUCCGAUCUCCCCGACCACAUCUAACCCUACGGCGUACUUAGCGUCGCGAGGUUAUGGCACUUCGGCAUCAGCGCAUGAUCUCUCAAGGAGCCGAUCCUCGCACGCCCUUAAAUCUAGGGACAGCUCGCCGGAACGACAGUCCGCUUCGGCUUCGAAUGAAAAGGACGGAGCAGCCCUUAGCUCCUGGGCCCGCUACUUGAAGAACAAGUACGGCAACAGAAGCGGCGGCAAAGAUAAAGAGUCGGCUUCGGGAGGAGGCUCCCAAACGUCCGGAAGUGCAUCGUCGUCGGCUGCGGCGCGCAGGCUCUCCUUGGGCCUGCCGCUGCGCUCUUCCACCGACCUGGCCAGCUCAGACGACGACCAAAAAAACAUGCAAGGCUCCCCCACUACCCAUAUAGCAACUACGGCGGCAGCCGGUAUCGCGGCAGCAGCGGCAGGUACGUCCCCUAGGAGUCAGUACCUGCAGAAAUGCCAACAGCUAUUCCAAAUUGGUAGUAGGGGGAGCGAAGCCGGAUGCUUCACAUGGCCACGAGGCGUCGCCGUCGGGCCAGAUAACUCCAUCGUUGUAGCCGAUUCGUCCAAUCACCGCGUCCAAGUAUUCGACUCGCGCGGUCGAUUCCUGAAGGAAUUCGGCCAGUACGGAAGUGGAGAGGGCGAGUUCGACUGUUUAGCUGGCGUGGCCGUCAACAGGAUCGGCCAGUACAUAAUAGCCGACAGAUAUAAUCAUAGAAUCCAGGUAUUCGAUCCUUCUGGAAGAUUUUUGAGAUCAUUUGGCAGUCAGGGAACUGCGGACGGCCGUUUCAACUAUCCAUGGGGCAUCGCCACGGACGCCUUAGGUUUCAUUUAUGUAUGCGAUAAGGAAAACCACAGAAUCCAGGUCUUCCAAUCAGAUGGAACCUUCGUAGGAAAGUUCGGUGCGAUAGGUAACAAAGAAGGUCAACUGGAACAUCCUCAUUACAUCGCCGUCUCCAACACAAACCGCGUCAUAGUUUCGGAUUCAAACAAUCACAGAAUCCAGAUAUUCGACGUGAAUGGAAAAGUUAUUACGUCGUUCGGGUCAGAAGGAUCAGAAGAAGGUCAAUUCAAAUUCCCGAGAGGUGUGGCCGUAGACGACCAAGGAUACAUUUGCGUGGCUGACUCUGGAAACAACCGAAUCCAGAUUUUCCAUCCAGAUGGUACUUUCCUGAGAGCCCUAGGAUGCUGGGGCUCGCAGAAGGGCGAAUUCAAGGGACUGGAAGGGGUCGCUAUGACACCUGAUGGGCAUAUUCUAGUGUGUGACCGCGAGAAUCAUAGAAUUCAAGUGUUUUAAAUUAAUAAAAAAGAAAAUCUAAUCUAUAUUUGUUUCUAUUUCAAUUAUACCGUGUGUUGUUUAACAAUCAAUAAAUAUAUUUGCAUUUCUUUA
Molecule: messenger RNA, 4198 nt
Organism: Sitophilus oryzae (rice weevil)
Lineage: Eukaryota; Metazoa; Arthropoda; Insecta; Coleoptera; Curculionidae
Product: RING finger protein nhl-1
Exons: 8
Coding region: 323-4105 (1260 amino acids)
Biological process (GO): proteasome-mediated ubiquitin-dependent protein catabolic process; negative regulation of translation; protein polyubiquitination
Molecular function (GO): zinc ion binding; protein binding; ubiquitin protein ligase activity
Source: RefSeq, a predicted model, not a curated record